Molecule: messenger RNA, 1936 nt
Organism: Olea europaea var. sylvestris
Lineage: Eukaryota; Viridiplantae; Streptophyta; Magnoliopsida; Lamiales; Oleaceae
Product: cysteine protease ATG4-like
Exons: 8
Coding region: 551-1735 (394 amino acids)
Molecular function (GO): protein-phosphatidylethanolamide deconjugating activity
Source: RefSeq, a predicted model, not a curated record
AGAACCACGAGACAAACGUGGAACCUAAUAUUUAUUGUCGGACAGACGCUUCACCAAACCAAUUUUUGUUCUUUUUCGACAAUAUUAGGAUCUCCGGUAUGCCACGUAAUCCCUCUCUCUCUUUGUUUUCAUUCGCUAAUCUUAAUUUGCCGACACUAAUAUACACGCACAAAUUAACUACAACACCAGCAAAACGAACAAAUAUUAUAGUUCACUGAAAUUUCGUUAUCUUGUUCUGAAAUUGAAUGUUUUGGUGUCCUGUUCUUGUGCGCAAUUAUUUGAUCCCUGGUCUUUACGAAUAGGUUAAUAAAGGGUUCUUGAGGGAGAAAUAUUGUUUCCAAUAAAAUAUAAUUCCGGGUUCUGUCUCAUCCGAGCCAGGACCAAUAAUAAGCAUCCAAAGUCCAUUAGUUCAGGAAUCUUGCAAACAAAUUUUUCAAAAUUUGGGUGAAAGAUAGUAGCAGUAGUUCUAAAAGAAAGAAGUCACAAGUGGAGAAACUUUUAUGAGGGGUGGACAGCAGCAGUGAGGAGGGUGUUUCUGAAUGCUGGAUCAAUGAGGAGAAUAUUGGGAUUCGGUAGGACCGGGAUUACCGGGUCCAAGAGCGACAUUUGGCUUUUGGGUGUUUGCUAUCAAGUUGCUCAAGAUGAUGAUAAUGUGAAUUCUUCGUGUUCUGAUCCGACUGAGAGCGAGGGUUUUGCUGCUUUUGUUGAUGAUUUUGCAUCGCGGAUUUUGAUCACAUACAGGAAAGGGUUUUUACCUAUUGGAGAUUUGAAGUAUACUACUGAUGUCAAUUGGGGUUGCAUGAUUCGAAGCAGUCAGAUGCUUGUUGCUCAGGCAUUCCUCAUUCAUAGAUUAGGAAGAUCUUGGAGGAAAUCUCUGCAUAAGCCACUCGAUCAAAGUUAUAUCGAAAUAUUGCAUCUUUUUGGGGAUUCUGAGGACUCACCGUACUCUAUCCACAAUCUUCUCCAAGCUGGAAAAGCUUAUGGCCUUGCUCCGGGAUCAUGGGUAGGCCCAUAUGCCAUGUGCCGCACCUGGGAAAUUUUGCUCCGUAGUAAGAGGGAUGGGACUGAAUAUGGAGAGUUGUCUAAUCUUAUGGCUAUACAUGUGGUUUCUGGUGAUGAAGAUGGGGAAAGAGGUGGAGCUCCUGUUCUUUGCGUUGAUGAUAUUUCACAAAACAUUUUUGAGUUUUCUAGAGGCCAAGCCGAUUGGACUCCUAUCCUCUUGUUAGUUCCAUUGGUUUUAGGACUGGACAAAAUCAACCCAAGGUAUCUUCCUCUAUUGAGUGCAACAUUCGCAUUUCCGCAAAGCCUUGGUCUUUUGGGUGGCAGACCUGGUGCUUCAACAUACAUAGUUGGGGUGCAAGAUGAGAAAGCAUUUUAUCUUGAUCCACAUGAAGUUCAGCAGGUUCUCAAUAUUAAACUGGAUAAUGUAGACAUUGAUACUUCGUCUUAUCAUUGCAAUGUUGUGCGGCACAUGCCUCUGGAUUCAGUCGACCCAUCCUUGGCGAUUGGAUUUUACUGCAGGGACAAAAAUGAUUUCGAUGAUUUUUGUUUACGCACAUCAGAGCUAAUCAGUCAAUCGAAUGGUGCUCCAUUAUUUACAAUAACCGAGACCAGAAGCUCUCCAAAGCCAGGCGGUCACGAUGGCAAGUUGCAGGAUAAUGCUGGUAGUCAAGAUUAUUUUCCCACUGGCGAUUCAGAGGAUUGUGCUCAAGAAGACGACUGGCAAUUCCUCUAACCUGAUUAAUGCCAUGUUCCAUGACGCUUCAGAUAUAGAAGAAACCUGUAUAUAAUCUUUUAGUUUGUAAAUUUGUUUAUUUAACCUGCACCAUAAAUUUAUUCUUCGAAAAUCUUUUCCCUUCCAAUUUCAUGUUUGUAAACUAAAUCUUAAUUUUUUGGAAAUUUAAGUUGUGAGGUUAUGCAGUGGGCAUUCUUUUCA